AUGCGGCUGGGCCCGAGCCCCGCGGCGCUGGCGCCGCUGCUGCUGCUGCUGCUGAGCGCCCCGGGGGCCGGCGCGGGGGACGCGCAGGGCGAGCAUCGCGCCGACUACGACCGGGAGGCGCUGCUGGGCGGCCAGGAAGAAGUGGACGAAUACGUUAAACUCACCCCCGAAGAGCAGCACAAAAGGCUGAAGUCAAUCAUCAAGAAAAUCGACUCGGACUCAGAUGGUUUUCUCACCGAAAGUGAACUCAGUUCAUGGAUUCAGAUGUCUUUUAAACAUUAUGCUAUGCAAGAAGCGAAACAACAGUUUAUUGAAUAUGAUAAAAACAGUGAUGGGAGCGUGUCAUGGGAUGAAUACAACAUUCAGAUGUAUGAUCGUGUGAUUGACUUUGAUGAGAACACCCCUCUGGAUGACGCAGAAGAGGAGUCUUUCAGGCAGCUUCACUUAAAGGACAAGAAGCGAUUUGAAAAAGCUAACCAGGAUUCAUUGCAUGGUUUGAGUCUUGAAGAAUUUAUUGCUUUUGAGCAUCCUGAAGAAGUUGAUUAUAUGACGGAAUUUGUCAUUGAAGAGGCUUUAGAAGAACAUGACAAAAAUGGUGAUGGAUUUGUUAGUUUGGAAGAAUUUCUUGGUGACUACAGGCGGGAUCCAGCAAAUGAAGAUCCAGAGUGGAUACUUGUUGAGAAAGAUAGAUUCCUGAAUGAUUAUGACAAAGAUGCCGAUGGCAGACUCGAUCCUCAAGAGUUGUUAUCUUGGGUAGUGCCCAACAAUCAGGGCAUUGCCCAAGAAGAGGCUCUUCACCUCAUCGAUGAAAUGGAUUUGAAUAGUGACAGAAAGCUCUCUGAAGCAGAGAUUCUGGAGAACCAAGACUUGUUUCUUACCAGUGAAGCCACAGAUUAUGGCCGACAGCUUCAUGAUGAAUAUUUCUAUCAUGAUGAGCUUUAAUCCCUGGGUAUAUCUGAGUAGAGUACUGGCUCCUUUUAUAAUGUGUUACCAGCAUCACUUUUGUGACAAAAUAUUGAUGAGGUUAUUUUCCACUCUGAAGUCUUACCACAGUCAUAUAUCUUAAUGUAGACAGUAAUUUUGGCCUUCUAGGAGGAAAACAAAACCAUGGUAUUUAUUUCAAAAUGUAUUGGAGAAAACAAUGCUGUGCCAUAAGACAAUGGAGUCUUUCUGAAAUACGCCAUCUGUUUAGUAAUCCAUUGUGGAAUAUCUUGAGUUCUGUUUCCACUUGAACAGGUGGACCAUUUUAGAGAUGCCUGAACAACGUUAAAGGAGUAUGUGACUGAGCUAUCACUUUUUCUUUGUUUAAGUAGCAUUAAUUUGGGAACCAAUGGGAGGACAUUGUUUUUAGAUGUAGCGUUUUGUUUUAAAACCUUUAAAGGAACCUAUAGAAGGACUAUACCUCACAUAUAAGUUGAGAAGUUCUGCUUACUUUUAAAAUGGUUUCUAUAAUGGGUUUAUUGUAUGAAAUAGAACUAUAUUUUUGCAUACGUAUAGAUAGUAAUUGUAUUUAAUGUGUAACUAUAGCUGUGCUGUGUGUGGGACUUGACAUUGUCUAGAACUCUGAUCGAAAAUGAAAUGUCCUAUCUUUUUAAAUGUUUGUUUGUUUUUCUUUAAUCUCACUGGUAAACCUUGAAUUUUGCAUAGGUUUUGUUGUAUUAUACAUUAUCCUGCCUCAUCCCUUCCUGUAUUUUGGUAGUGAGUGUUUCAAAACUCUAUUAAAUUAUUCUUGUUCUA
Messenger RNA from Molossus molossus (Pallas's mastiff bat), 1737 nucleotides. It is a transcript of the gene RCN2, whose product is annotated as reticulocalbin 2. Gene Ontology annotation, molecular function: calcium ion binding. The record is from RefSeq and is a predicted model, not a curated record. Gene Ontology annotation, cellular component: endoplasmic reticulum. Bases 1 to 942 code for a protein of 313 amino acids. Lineage: Eukaryota; Metazoa; Chordata; Mammalia; Chiroptera; Molossidae. The transcript is spliced from 7 exons.